GGUCAUUUGUAUUGUGCGCGGGACAUGUGCAGCCUCGCCUUACUGGUUGCAUUACGGGCGCAUUCACACCCGCCUCCACUAACGGUCACCUCGAAUUGCGCGCCUGUCCGCUCGCUAUCUGCUCUCCCCAAGACGUUAUCUGUAACCUUGUCGACCAAUACGCUGGGAAUAGAUGUGUUCCAGCCUACUGGCACUCGAGACCUCCAAACACCAUGCGUCCACCCUCAUACUGAUCCAAAGCUAUGGCCUUCGAAGUCGACAAUGAUGCGCUACCGACGGCGAACAUCACGCCGUUACCCACGGCGAUGACGGCUGCUGCGUUUCUUGGGAUUGCCUGGUACUUGAGUGUCGAAGUCAGCGUCCGUCUGCUGUCCAGGGCAACGUGCCGUAGCCUCUACUUCUGGUCUUGUCUCGCCUGCUCCUGGGGUAUCAUCAUCCACGCUGUCCUCAUUGUUCUUCUGGACUUUAAGAUCUGGGAAAGCUAUGGCGCCAUCGUCAUGAUCCACUUGUCUUGGUGGACAUAUGUUGUGUCGCAGUCCGUUGUACUUUAUUCGCGACUCAGCUUAGUCCUUCAAAGACUUGAAACAGGCCGUUACAUCCUUUACAUGGUCGUCGUCAACUCCAUCGUCUUUGGUCUGGGGACCGUUGUGUUAGGCAUGGUCGCCCGUCACCCAGCCAUGGUCCACAAACUCGGCCCCGCAAACCUAAUCUGGGACAAAAUCGAACUCGCCGCCUUCUUCCUCCAAGAGACCAUCAUCUCACUCCUCUAUAUCCGCGAGACGGCACGGCAUCUCCAAAACGUUGCUCUCCUCGGCACAAACACACGUACCACUCGGCGCGUGCUACAUCACCUGAUCUUCGUCAACGUAUUCAUCAUCUGUCUUGAUUGCAGUCUCAUCGGCCUGUGCUAUGCAGGCUUCUUUUUCUUGCAGGGCUACUACAAGGCUGCGGUGUACGCUGUUAAGCUGCGCACGGAGUUCACGAUUUUGAAUCAGCUGAGGUCCUCCUUGCCGGGGUCGUCGGAGCAGGAGAGUGAUUUCAGGGUGUAUGGGAGGUCGGGGAGCAGGCAUUUGGGUGGAGGAGGAGCCGGAGUGCAGAGUGCGAGACGGGGUGUUGAUAGCCAGCAUAGUGAGAUUCAGAUGGUGGUCAUGCAGAGUGGACGGCAUGGAGGGAUUACGAUACAAAAGGAUGUUGUUAUCUCGUCGACGAGGAGGGAUGAGAGUGAUAGCUUUGAGGCGGCGAGGCCUUGAAAGGCCUGGAGGUCGUCGCAGAGACUUGGACGAGAGAUUUGAUACCCGCU
Molecule: messenger RNA, 1300 nt
Organism: Macroventuria anomochaeta
Lineage: Eukaryota; Fungi; Ascomycota; Dothideomycetes; Pleosporales; Didymellaceae
Exons: 2
Coding region: 243-1250 (335 amino acids)
Source: RefSeq, a predicted model, not a curated record